AUGCAAUAUGGAGAAUCCAUCUACACUUACAAAAAAAUAAGUCAAGAGGAUGAAGUUGUGACGAUUUUUCUGCUGAACCAUCAUGAGUCCAGAGGCUGUGCUCUUCAUAGCUGGCAUCAUAGGGAGAUUCCCACUUUGCGAUUCAAUGAACUGGCCAUAGCAAGUGUAAGAAAUCACUUCAAUCAUCAUUCGUUAAGUGUAGUCUGCAUAUGUAAGGAUUCCGACACUUUUCUUCUCGAUACUCUGGCCAAAGAUAUUGAUAGAAUGCGACAAGAACGAAUUAUUUUGUGGAUACAAACGAAAGUCACCAAGGAACUUCUUCAUAUAGUUUCCAACCAAUGCGAGGAGCACAGAUUUCUGCGACUCCUCAUCGUGGAGGCGAUAGAAAAACUGGAGCGAGAAGUAAUUGCAUUCCGGCUACAUUUUUAUCCAAGCCCACACUUUCAACGAAUUGCAAACAUAUGUGAUUUAGAAGGUCCUAUUUUUCCGUCUCAAAGGAACAACUUCAAGGGAAGAACGGCCACUCUAGAGCCUGCUUGGAGUAGAGGCAUAAAAACCUACAAAAGGUUGUCCCCCAAGGCUAGAAUCUCAAUAGACCGAGCCCAAGACAAUAUAGUCCUGGAUUUCGCCAAUACGUAUAACUUGAGUCUCAAAGUGAUAGAGCCUCCGAAUAGGGCAAACCUGAGUUCUUCAAGGAUGGCCGACUUUCAAUUCAACUCGCUGUUCAUGGGAAAUGUAUACAUAAAGCAUAUUAAUCCCUACGAUAUAUCAACCAUAGCAGUUGUCGUUCCCUGUGGAAGAGAGAUGCGAAUAGAAGAAGUGUUUAAGCAUCUGGAUAUGAAGUCUUGGCUUCUUCACAUUCUUCUAGUCUACGGAAUCUUUGUGCUGGCGGAAACCUUUAUACUCGUGAUUACCCAUAAGAUAUCAGGCGAAGCCUACAGAUUAACCAGUCUAAGUCCUGUGCUGAACCUCCGUGCAUUCCGAGCACUUCUAGGCAUGUCCUUUCCCAUGAGCCGCAGAUCAAGCCUUUCGCUGCGACAGCUUUUCCUGGUCAUAACUGUGUUCGGGUUUGUUUUUAGCAAUUUCUUCAGCUGCAAGCUGAGUGCCCUGCUCACGAAACCUUCCCGGCAUUCCCAGAUCAGAAACUUCGAGGAGUUACAGUCAAGUGAAUUGACCGUCCUAGUCGACUUGCACAUGCGGAUCCUCCUAGAAAAAUGGAAGAGGCGGGCAUCGUUGGGCAUUGGACUCAACGAGCUCCCUUCGAAUUAA
Molecule: messenger RNA, 1269 nt
Organism: Drosophila takahashii
Lineage: Eukaryota; Metazoa; Arthropoda; Insecta; Diptera; Drosophilidae
Source: RefSeq, a predicted model, not a curated record